This is a messenger RNA of Prorocentrum cordatum, 593 nucleotides long. The record is from the annotation of a GenBank genome assembly. Lineage: Eukaryota; Dinophyceae; Prorocentrales; Prorocentraceae.
ACAUGGUCCAUGUCAGCCGCCGCCGAUCCGCGGGAAGGACGCCGACCAAGACGGGCGCUGACCAAUACCGACACGACGCGUCCACGCUCAGUCUUGGUCGUGGUCUCCAUUUUCUUCCCCUCCACGCAUGGCCACGUGCGACGAGGGCGCACCAGGCGCAGCAUCGGGGGCCCCCACUGGCGCAUGGCCACAUGCGACGAGGGCGCUUCGUUUCUGGAGCACUGGGCCCGGUGCCACGCGGCGGAGAGCACCGGCGAGGCCCCGCGGCGAGGAGGUGGCGCUGGCCAGGCCGCCCCAGGGGACUCCGCGACGGGCCGCCCAGACCCCCGGCGUCGUAGGAGGGGCGCCGCAGGGGCGGGCCUGUUGGCCUGCGGGGCGGCGCUCGCCGUGGUCGCCCUCGGCGCGUGGGGCCGGCGGCGGGACGGCGUGCGGGCCAGCCGGGCCGGCGCGGCCCUCGGGGCGCUCGUCCGGGAGGAGGCGGUGCCGCCUGCCGUGUCGCACGCCUGCCCGGGGAGCGUGGACGUGCGGGGUUUCGGCAGCGUGUCCGUCGUCGCCGCGCAGUUCCACGCCCCAGGCGUCCCCGGGGCCCAGGU